This is a messenger RNA of Anolis sagrei ordinatus, 4204 nucleotides long. RefSeq names its product involucrin-like. Lineage: Eukaryota; Metazoa; Chordata; Lepidosauria; Squamata; Anolidae. The record is from RefSeq and is a predicted model, not a curated record.
UCUCACCCCAUCAGGAGAUCCAGAAGGGAGUAGAAGAUGGUACGACAGUGGUUGUUUCUGAACAGUCAGAACAAGUCUGCAAAUAUGAGAAAGAGUCUCAGCAGAAGGUCUCAGACUCCUGUCAGCUCCAAGCUGGUGCCACUCAAGAAAACCUCAAAGUAAUUGUGAAGCAGAAGAAAGACCUAGAGGAACUCCUUGAAUGGGAGCCAAAAAGAACCAGCUUAGAGGAGGCAUCUCAACAUGAGGUGCAAGAAAAUGCGAUAGAUAACAAAUGGGGACCAGUCUGGCCACUGGAUGGAAGCAAAGAGCAUGAAGAAAGUGAUACAGGAGGGAUCAGGGUGGAUCAGGAUAAGCAGCUACUGAAAGCUUCAUGGACCCAGGAGGAAGCUCAAGAAGGGGUGCCCAAUGGGACACCCCAUGUAGGAGAGCAGCAAAGAGGACAAGAAAAGAUAGCAUGGGCUGGAGGAUUUCAGCAUGGAGAGUUGAAGGGCACAACCAAGGUGACAAAUGAACAGCAGUUGGAAGCUGAGAAACUGGAAGAAAUAGAAGCUAAAGAGAACCAAAAAGAGGAAACAAAAAAGGUGGCAGUGGAAGAAGAAAUUUUAGAAUCACUACUCAAUGAGGCAGAGAAUGAGGAAAACCAAGAGGAGGUGCUAGCAGAAGAAGAAGAGGCAGGAAAAAGUUAUCAGAGGGAAUUAGAAGAAACAGGAGGAAUCAUAACAAGUUUGGAAAGGGAGUUGGAAGAAACUUUAUGGAAUGACGAGUUUCAGCAAGGAGCACCAGACCAGACCCAGCUAGAGGAGGCAACAGCAUUUCAACAUGGGGUGCUGGAAGAAGUCAACCAAAUAAAAGACUGUCAGCAGCUGAAAACUGCAAAAGAAGAAGCAGAGGCAGAUGAGGAUCAGAAGUGGGAGCCAGAUAGCAUGGCAAUGGAAGAAGGAAUCCAGGAAACAAAGGCAGAUGACCCAGAGACUGAGAGAAACCAGGAAGAAGUGCUAGAAAAGGAAGAAAAGAUGGAGAGAAGCCAUCAGUGGGAGUCAAAGGGGGAAGUAGAAGAGGAAAGAGAAAUGAACAGGAGGCAAGAAAGGGAGUUGGAGGAGACUUUGUGGAACAAAGUGGUUGUAGAAGAGGCACCAGAUUUGGAACAGUUUUUAGCGGAACAGCAGGUAGUGCUAGGGAGGACAACACCAUUUGUGGAAUUUCAGUAUGGGAAGUUGGAAGAGACAGAAAAAAUGGCAGAGAGUCAGUGCCUGGAAGGCGAAAAGAAACAUGGAGGAGUAGAAGUGGAAAAGGAGGCUGAGGAAAAGGAAAAUGUGACAGAUGUGGUAGAAAGGAAAGAAGGAGGUAAUGGAGGAUCAAAUGGAGAAGAAACUGAAGGCCAGCAGAAGGUGCUAGAAGAAGAGGAGAGAAGUCAUCAGUUGGAGCCAAAGGAGGAAGCACAAGAAACAAUAGUGGUUCUGGAGAGGGAGCUAGAGGGCAUUUGGAGAAACGAAGAUGUUCAGCAGGAGAUUCCAGACUGGAACCCGCUAGUUACAAAACAGCAAACCGAGCCAGUACAGGUGAUGGGAUGCUUUGGAGGGUUUCAUCAUGCAAUGGAGGAAGAAGUGGAUAAAACCGUCGAAAACCAGCAGUUGGGGUUUGUAAAAAUAGAGGAAGGAGAAGUAAAAGGAGAGGAAGACAAGCAAUGGGAGUCCAAUAGCAUGAUAGUAGAAGAAGGAAUUAUGGAAUAUAUGCUUGAUAAGUCAGAGAUGGUGGGUGGCCAAGAGGAGAUGCUUGAAGGAAAAGAAGGUAAGGGAAAAAAGCAUCAGUGGGAACCAAAAGGAGAAGUAGGAGAGGAAAAAGGGACAAAUGAGAAGAACCAGGAAAGGGAGCUGGACCAGACUUUGUGUAACAAGGAGGUUCUGCAAAGGUCAGACUGGGAUCAGUUUGUAGAGGAACAGUGGGUAGGGCUAGAGGGGACAGCAGCAUCUGUGGAAUUUCAGACUAGGGAAUUGCAAGAGGCAGACAAAAUGGUGGAGAAUCAAUGCCUAGAAGGUGAAGUACAUGGAGAAGUAGAGGUGGAAAAAGAGGUGGAGGAAAAGAAGGAUGUGACUGAUACAGUAGAAGGGAAAGAAGAAUUUCAUGAAGGGAUGCCAAGUGGGGAAGAGACUGGAGGAGACCCACCUAAGGUGCUAGAAGAAGUGGAGAAAAGCUGUCAAUGGGAAUCAAAGGAAGAAGCAGGAGAUGUAGGAGAAACGACAGUGGCUCUGGAAAGAGAGCUGGUGGAGACUUUGUUUAGCAACAAGGUUCCACAAAUGUCACUAGUCAAGGAACAAUUUGUAGAGGAACAGCGGGUAGGACUAGAGAGGACAGCACCAUCUGUGGCAUUACAAUAUGGGCAGCUAGAAGAGGCAGAAAAAAUGGUAGAGAAGCAGGGUUUGGAAGUGGAGAGGGACCGUGCAGACGGAGGAGAAGUGGCUGAGGAAUGGAAAGGAAUGGUAGAUAUAGUAGCAGGGAAAGAAGGAAUUCAGGAAGCAAUACCAAGUGGGGAAGAGAUUGAAGCUGACCGGCAGGAAGAUAUAGAAAUCAAAGAAGAGAUGGAGAUAAAUUGUCAGUGGGAACCCAAGGAAGAAGUAGAAAAGGUAGUAAAAAACACAGAGGAUCAGGAGAGGGAGCUAGAAGGAACUUGGAGGAACAAGGAAGCUCAACAAGAUGCACCAGAAAAAACCCAAUUUGUUAUAGAACAGGAGGAACUUGCAAAGAUGCCAGCAUGGACUGGAGGGCUUCAACCUGGGCUGCUGAAUCUGGUGGCAGAGGUCAAUCAGUUGGAGGUUGAGCAGGAAGAGGUAAAGGCAGAUAAAUCCAACCAGCAGGAUUUGGCCACAGUAAAAGAAAUUCAAGGAGUGCUGGAUGAGGCAAAGACUGAGGAAGAUUAUAAGGAGGAACCAAAAGAAAAUAAAGAUGUGAGAAGUGAUCAGUGGGAACUUAGGGAAACUGCUAUGGAUUUCCAAGAGCGGUAUGGCGAGUCAAAGGGAAUAUUAGAUAACAGCAAGGAUCAGCAGGGAAAAUGGGCAGAGGCAGAAGAGAAUGAGGGGGACCAAUCGAAAGAACCUGUGAAAAAUGAGGCAUGGGCUACUGAGGAAGAACAUGAGGAGCGCACGGGAAGAGUACUGGAGAAAUGCAAAGAGGAAGAGUCAAUGAAGGUGGCCGAAGCUUGGUGUCUUGACAAAGAAGUACUGGCCAAGAUUACAGGAGACCAAUUGAGACAGCUAGAAGAAAAGCAGAAGAGCUUGCAGCAGCAGGGAUCCUUGUCCAGUGUCUCCCUUGAAAGAACUCCACUCCCUGGGCACCAAACCUUCCAGGUUGAGGUCACAUCUCUGGACACAAGUGCCCAGAAGGAACGUGUGCUCCUACGUCGGAAGAGCUCCAUCCGGCGGGCACCCAGCUUGAAGAGACCAAGGCCAUCAAUGGAAAACUUACCACAGGAGACGGAUGUAACCAGUUCCGUGAACACUCCACAACAAACAGAUGUACCCAGUCCUGUGAACAUUCCAUCUCAACCACCACCCAGAGCACCCAGACCAACCAUGAGGCAUGCUGGGUUUGGACCUAUGCACCCAAACAUGAUGGCUGAACUCCAGAUGCGCUUGCGCAAACCCCAGUGACACUUUCUCCCCUCAAUUCAGAAGGCUGUGUGAAGUAAUUCACAUAAACUCUGCUGCAUCCUGGAUCAAGCCACCAUGAUCAAAACAUCUAGAAAUCACUGUGAGAAGAGACAUGUUAUAAAAUUACACAGAUCAGUAAUUUUUGAUGUAAGGGUGUCUUGAUGGCUUCAACAUGAACACCAAUGUCAGGGUGUUUUCCACAUUAGAGCUUUCCACAUCUUCCCCAGCAUCAUAACUUUAAGAACCAUAUAUGAUGCUGGGAAUUCUUCAUUGGCUUCACAAUAUCAAAUUCUUUACUCACUGAAGCAUAUUUGUCCCUGAUUUGCCUAUCUGUUGCUUCAUUGUCUGGGGCUUGUGUGACCAAUGUGUUGAUAAACAGUUGGAUUGUACAAAUGUAUAUAUCUUAUGUAUUUGCAUGGGAUUGUCAACCUAUCAGCCCACCUCUGUAGCAGUGCAUUAACAAUGUCUUAAAAUGUAGACAUUACUAUGCAGUUAUAUUAAUUUUCACAGUGUAGAAAGAGCUGUGUCUUCAUUUCUAUAUCAAAUUACUGGUGAAAGUC